Acanthopagrus latus (yellowfin seabream) is the source of this 10006-nucleotide messenger RNA. Its product is annotated as receptor tyrosine-protein kinase erbB-4-like. The coding region runs from base 668 to 4732 and encodes 1354 amino acids. Gene Ontology annotation, cellular component: basal plasma membrane; signaling receptor complex. Lineage: Eukaryota; Metazoa; Chordata; Actinopteri; Spariformes; Sparidae. The record is from RefSeq and is a predicted model, not a curated record. Gene Ontology annotation, molecular function: ATP binding; epidermal growth factor receptor binding; transmembrane receptor protein tyrosine kinase activity. Gene Ontology annotation, biological process: positive regulation of kinase activity; multicellular organism development; cell surface receptor protein tyrosine kinase signaling pathway. The transcript is spliced from 28 exons.
GGCUAAAACGGGAGAUGGCGAGUGAGAAAAGAAAAGUUGGUGUCGCUCUUUCAGGGAUAAAUAGACGAAUGAAUUCUUCUUUGUGAGAGUGAAAGGAAAGUCCGUGUUCCUGGUUUGUGCGGACGCUUCGGCAGUGAUGGAAACUCAAACCUUGCGCGUAAAGUUGCCAAUCUCCGAGUUUGAUUGGCCAGCAAGACGAUUUAUCCAAACCGCGAGCAGACCAGGACAACGUGACGCAGGCUAGCUUCAUCUGGUGAGUGAGAUCAUCGCUAAGAAGCUGAAACUUCAUGCCGAAGGUGAAUUUGUGGAGCUGCGAGCUGUUCCAAAGUGUCAGUUUAUCUCAGAGAACCGUCUCAGACUGACAUGGCGCAAGACACUGAGGAGCCACUGAAGGAUUCUGCAAGAGAUUUCCAGUUUUUCCUGAAGACUGACUGACCCAAACCUGGACAACCAGCUGAGAGUGGCAACGUCAUCAGGUCACACUGACAUGAUAAUGAUGCUGAUGAGUAAGACACGCAUCCCUCCUUUUCCUCUCUCCCAGCCUGGGGCUGCCUGCAAUAGUCAUGAGUAAUUGUGUCCCGGCACGGAGAACAAACUCAGCACUCUGUCCGACCUGGACCAGCAGUACCGCACCCUGAAGAAGCUCUACGAGAAUUGUGAGGUCGUCAUGGGGAAUUUGGAGAUUACCAGCAUCGAUCGGAACCGCAACCUCUCCUUCCUCAAGUCAAUCAGAGAAGUGACCGGCUACGUGUUGGUGGCUCUCAACCAGUUCGACUACCUGCCGCUGGAGAACCUACGGAUCAUCCGUGGCACCAAACUGUACGAGCGUCGCUACUCUCUGGCGAUCUUCCUCAACUACAGACGGGAAGGGUACUACGGUCUGAGGCAGCUGGGGCUGCGCAACCUCACAGAGAUACUGAAUGGGGGUGUUUAUGUUGACCAGAACAAAUUCCUGUGCCAUGCCGACACCAUCCAUUGGCGUGACAUUAUCAAGAACCCACAGGCGGAGCUGCUGGUGGUGCCGUCCAACAACAGCAACCUUGGAUGCAGACGCUGUCAUCGCUCAUGUAACGGGCGCUGCUGGGGCCAUCAGGAGGACCAGUGUCAAACCUUGACAAAGACGGUGUGUGCAGAGCAGUGUGACGGUCGCUGCUUCGGGCCUUACGUCAGCGACUGCUGCCAUCGCGAGUGCGCCGGCGGCUGCUCGGGCCCCAAGGACACGGACUGCUUCGCUUGCACCAAUUUCAACGACAGCGGAGCAUGUGUGACCCAGUGCCCUCAGCCGUUUGUGUACAACCCCACAUCUUUCCAGCUGGAGCACAACCCCAGAGCCAAGUACACCUAUGGAGCCUUUUGUGUGAAGAAAUGUCCCCAUAAUUUCGUGGUGGACCACAGCUCCUGUGUCAGAGCGUGUCCCAGCAACAAGAUGGAAGUGGAGGAGAACCGCAUCAAAAUGUGCAUCCCCUGCACCGACAUCUGUCCUAAAGUGUGCGACGGCAUAGGGACGGGCAGCCUGCAGGCGGCUCAAACAGUGGACGCCAGCAACAUCGAUAAGUUCGUCAACUGCACCAAAAUCAACGGCAACCUCAUCUUCCUCAUCACUGGUAUUAAAGGGGACAUGUAUCAUGGUAUCGGACCUUUGGACCCAGAGCGUCUUAACGUGUUCCGCACUGUGAAAGAGAUCACAGGUUACCUCAACAUCCAAUCUUGGCCUGAGAACAUGACGGAUCUGAGUGUUUUUUCAAACCUGGCAACGAUCGGAGGUAGAACUCUUUACAGCGGGAGUGGCAUUUCGCUGCUGAUCUUGAAACAGCGUUGGAUCUCCUCGCUCCAGUUCCAGUCGCUGGACGAGAUCAGCGCUGGAAAUGUCUACAUCUUCAACAACAGCGGCCUGUGUUUCUACAACACCGUCAACUGGACGUCGCUCUUCAGGACGCAGAGCCAGAAAGUCCUCAUCCGCAAUAAUCGAGACCCAAAGGAAUGCAAUCAGCUGCGAAUGGUGUGUGAUCGGAUGUGCUCAGACGACGGGUGCUGGGGCCCGGGGCCCGACCAGUGCCUCUCCUGCCGAUAUUUCAGACGAGGCCGCACCUGCGUCGAGUCCUGCAACCUCUUCGACGGGGAAGUGCGGGAAUUUGCCAACGGAUCCGUGUGCCUGGAGUGUGAUAACCAGUGUGAGAGGAUGGACGGGAACACCAUGACGUGUCUCGGCCAGGGCCCGGACCAGUGUGUAAAAUGCCUCCACUUCAAAGAUGGACCCAACUGCGUGGAGAAGUGCCCUGACGGGUUGCAGGGGGCCAACAGUUUCAUCUUCAAGUACGCCAAGGCCAACAACGAGUGUCAUCCCUGCCAUGCUAACUGCACCCAGGGGUGCCUCGGGCCAAGACUCCAAGAUUGUGUCGGGAUGAUGGACAGGACACCGCUAAUAGCAGCUGGCAUUAUCGGCGGCCUAUUCAUCAUCGUCAUCCUGGCGCUCAGCGUGGCCGUUUAUGUUCGCCGCAAAAGCAUCAAGAAGAAGAGGGCCUUGCGGCGCUUCUUGGAGACAGAGCUGGUGGAGCCCCUGACCCCCAGUGGAACCGCCCCCAACCAGGCCCAGCUGCGGAUCCUGAAAGAGACGGAGCUGAAGAGGGUGAAGAUCCUCGGUUCCGGAGCGUUUGGGACAGUCUACAAGGGCAUCUGGGUCCCGGAGGGCGAGACGGUGAAGAUCCCUGUGGCUAUAAAAAUCCUCAACGAGACCACGGGCCCUAAAGCCAAUGUGGAGUUCAUGGACGAGGCCCUGAUCAUGGCCAGCAUGGAGCACCCCCACCUGGUGCGCCUGCUGGGCGUCUGCCUGAGCCCCACCAUCCAGCUGGUCACCCAGCUCAUGCCCCACGGCUGCCUCCUCGACUACGUGCACGAGCACAAGGACAACAUCGGAUCGCAGCUGCUGCUCAACUGGUGUGUCCAAAUCGCAAAGGGCAUGAUGUACCUGGAGGAGAGGAGGCUGGUCCACCGGGACCUGGCGGCCCGGAACGUGCUGGUGAAGUCGCCCAAUCACAUCAAAAUCACCGACUUCGGCCUGGCACGGCUGCUGGACGCUGACGAGAAGGAGUACAACGCAGACGGGGGCAAGGUUGGUAUGCCGAUUAAAUGGAUGGCCCUCGAAUGCAUCCACUACAGGAAGUUCACCCACCAGAGUGACGUGUGGAGUUAUGGUGUGACCAUCUGGGAGCUGAUGACGUUCGGAGGCAAGCCGUAUGACGGCAUCCCGACACGGGAGAUCCCGGACAUCCUGGAGAAAGGAGAACGUCUGCCGCAGCCGCCCAUUUGCACCAUAGAUGUCUACAUGGUCAUGGUCAAAUGCUGGAUGAUUGACGCGGACAGCAGGCCUAAGUUCAAAGAGCUGGCUGCUGAGUUCUGCAGAAUGGCCCGUGACCCCCAGCGGUACCUGGUCAUCCAGGGAGACGACCGCAUGAAGCUUCCCAGCCCCAACGACAGCAAGUUCUUCCAGAGCCUUCUGGACGAAGAGGACCUGGAUGACUUGAUGGAUGCUGAGGAGUACCUGGUGCCUCGGGGGUACAACGUGGCUCCUCCGUCGUACACGACCAGGCCUCGCGUCGACUCCAACAGAAAUCAGUUCGGCUAUCGAGACGGUGGCCCAAACCCUUCAGAGAGCUCAAUGGCGGGCGCCCAAGCCGGCGUGAACCAGGAGGCCACAGGCGGACCCAUACCGGCCCUGGAGGACCAGCGCUGUAACGGGACCCUGCAUAAGAAGAGCCUGAGCCAGGCUGGGACGGAGGACAGUGGGGGCCAGAGGUACAGCGCAGACCCCACCAUCUUCCUUGGAGAGAGGGCGUCCAGAGGGGACACUGAUGAGGACGGAUACAUGACGCCCAUGAAGGACAAGAGCUCCUCAGAAUACCUGAAUCCCAUUGAGGAAAACCCAUUUGUCUCACGACGUAAAAACGGUGAGAUCCACGCCUUGGAUAACCCGGGCUACCACAGCACACCCAACAGCCAGCCCAAGGGAGAGGACGAGUACAUCAACGAGCCCCUCUACCUCAACACCUUCCACAGCCCUGCCGAGCUGGGUCUGGAAGCGCUGAGAAGAAACGGUCUACCCCUCCCCAACCAGCCUCCUUCUUCCAUCUCGGCCACAACUUCAGGCUCCCACCUGCCGCUCACCAUCCAGACCAGCCUGCCUCACUACCCCCUCCCUACGACCCAGCCCUCUCCAUCUGGCAUGCCUUGCCACCACGGCCCACCGACCCACAUCCUCCACGCCCAUCACACCAUCAAACCUGCAGGACAACCUGUCAAUCCAGGUGGCCUCUCCGCCAGUCAGAGCCAAACAGGAACUACUGCCCAAGCCCAGGUGUGUCAGUCAGGCGCCCUUUCCACUUCGGCCACCAUCGGGCACGGCAGCCUGCCAGCCUACCAGACCCACGGCACCAUGCACCCCGCCAGCUUGCUGAAGCAUGGUGGACUGACAUCAGGUAAAGUCAGCGGGAAGAAGCUGAAGGUGACCUUUGACAAUCCAGAAUACUGGCAGCACAGCUUGCCUCCCAAAUCAUCCAACCAGGCAGCCCCUGAUGGCGCCCAAGGAGGUUCCACCAACGCCAAGCUCUUCUAUAAGCAGAACGGACACAUACGGCCGGCGGUAGCUGAAAACCCUGAAUACAUGUCGGAGUUUUCUCUGAAAUCUGGCACCGUCUUGCCGCCUCCGCCGUACCGGCAGCGGAACACUGUGGUCUAGGUCGUUCCACUUAAACGUUCCUCAACCUGACUCUAGCCUCCAGCAACCCAGACAUCCUCUCCGGUUCCACUGUUCCACACAGAUCGGGAGCAGCCUCGACAAGAGCCGCCCCAAAACUCUUCCCAAAAAAACGUGCCAUCUGCUGUAGACCGUAGCGACAUCAGAAGGGGGUGGACCGAAUGGACCCGAGCAGAACCCAACUCAGACACCUUCACUAUAUCAAUCCAGUCCAUUUCUGUUCUGUAGAUAGAGACUGUGCUUCACGUCACUGAGUUUCAGCAUACGACGGACACAUGACUGUCACCCAGCAGUGGACGUACCGUGUUGUCCCAGCGAGGUAGACCAGAACGGAGACAAACAAGAUGGAUUCGACUUAGGGGACCGGAACUCACUGCCAGCCACUGCGGUGUCAGAUUCAUGACAGGAAAGAGUUGUUGUAUUAUUUCUUUGGUUUUCCAGUAUAAAGGUCUGAGGAUGAACAAAACUCUUUCGAGGGUUUCUGUGAUCAGCAAACAGACGGAGCAAACACAGUCUGUUAGAUGUCAAGAUGUCUUGUGUUGUGAAACGACCUUGUGGAGUGAGGCGAGGCAGCAAAACACGGAGGGAAAAAGACUGAAAGGUUUAGUCAGGAGAGUGACUUCCAGUAAAAGACGGAGCACUGGAAGCCGAUCAAUCAUAUUCAAUCUUUUUGCCUAUAGGAUUACAUGUAUGUUCUCAAAUUUUCCAUCGAAUAUGUGAAAUUCAUUUCAUCUUCCUACUGUAACUGUGAAACUGUGAUGGCCAAAACUACAGUGAUCUCCUCCUUUUCACAUCUGUAGUUCAACCAUGGACUUUUUAAACUUUGCCUGAAAUCACGCAGGGCAUAUAUGCUGUUUUUGUUGUUUUUGCUUGACUGCAGCUGUCUACUCUGAGAAGCUGAUCAAAAAAACAGCUUUUUUUUCCGAAGCAAAGGGGAAAAAAAAUACACUGUAAACAUUUUUUUAUAAACACUGGUUGCGGUGCUGAGAAAGAUGGAUUUUUAUACACUGGUAUUCCCCCUCAGAUCGUCAAAGAACGUAAAUGAGUAAAGAGCGUCUUGCGAUAAGAGCGGGAGGGUAUUUGGGGGAAUGGCUGUAUCUGCUGAACAGUGUGAUAAGACCAUCCGUGUAACGCAGCUGAGCUCAAAAUGGUGAUCAUAGAGACCGAGAUUGAGCGAGAGAGCGAAAGAAAGAGAAAAAAGUCGACAGAGAGGGGAAGGAGAGUUCAUGCAAGCCGCCUAAUGAAGACCUCAAGGAAUGAACAAGACAGCACCAGCAGAGCACAGGAAAAACUCUGUUUGUGUGUGUGUGUUUAUGUCAGCUUGAAUGUGUGUGUUCACAUUUUAGCUAGUCAGUUUUUUCCCCCCACAGGGGAAUCUGUGGAAAAAGCGAUGUGGUAGAAGUCGGCGUUAUUAUAAUCCUUCAUUACCACAUCUCACCAGACUCGACGCCCGUCAAACGAGGCUUCCGCCACAUGACUGCAGUCAAGUAGAAAACACAUUUGUUUCUUUCAAACUCACUGAGUCGCUCGACCGCACCAAACCUCUGGGAGAUUUUAAUCAUCUUAGGUGAUCCUGAACUGUCUUGUUUCUCUCCGUUGGAUUGGUUUAAGUCAUGAACCUGAGGCUUUAUGUAGAAUCUGUUAAAACUGUGCCAAAACUGAUACACUUUUCUUUGGAAGGAAUCAUUUUUUGUAGCUUGGACCACUUGUUCUCCAGACCUGUUCCUCUCUAUGACCGCAGAAUUGGGCGAGGUGCUGCCUGGUAUGGAAAGGAAAUGUCUGCGGUCGCUGUGGUUUUCUUUCUUAACUGCGUUCCAAAGCUUUGUUUUACCAUCUCACUGGCGUUCAUGCAACCACUCUCACGUAAUUUGUUCCUCAAUUCGCCCAUUCGUAAAAAAAAAAAAAAAAAACCCUGACUAUGACAAUUUGUCGUGCUGACGAAAGGAAAGCAACUUGCACAAUUUUAACCAACAAAGACCAGGACCACAUUAGCGCAGACCUAAUCACCAGGAACUCCAAAACCUACUAACCAACCAACGUCGUCUGAAAUGAUGUUCAUACACAACUUAUAUCCAGCAGCAAAUAUACCUUGAAGAAACCCAAAGCCAACUGAGCUUAUUUAAUAUGUUUUACAACAAAAUAUCCGUUUUUAUAAUCUAGAAGCUGCUUAUCAGCCACCUAAAGUAUUUUCAGAUGUUUUUGGUUUUGUUUUAUGGCUCCUAGAUUAGGUUAGCAAAAGUUCAGUGCUGUAAAAUUUACCCAACAAAAGUAUCUCAACUGAGUUCUACUCUUGUGAUCCCCUGUUGAGCACUGAUUGCCCCCUUUGCUCUCAGGAGAACUGUUCAAGCCUCCUGAUGCCUCUGCAGGCAAACUGCCAGUCGACGCUGCUAAAAGCGCUGGUGUUAAACAGCCAUUACGUUCUUCCGCCAAGCCAUACAAGAGCACCUGUGGGUGGGAAAACACCGCAAAGCUUGCCAAACUUUCAGAGAUCAAUGCGGAACAUUUUUGCAAUGAUGGUCCGCCUCAGAGGUCCACCUGCAAUAUCUCAUCAUCUCGGAAUCACAUCUUAGUUCAAUCAAUACGAGCAAAAUCGUGCAGUUUCGUGAACCUUGAGCGAGCUUCCCCAGCCAUUAACUGUGGAACUUUAACAUUAUCGCUUUGUCAUUGCUUUUAACAGCUUUUUCAUCAUCCUGCGGCACAGGCAGAGCCACGUCCGAGCUGUUUUUACUUUUUCGUUUAUUUUCUGCUUUUUUGUGUGUCUGUGUGCGUGAAAGUGUUUCGUCUAAGUAAGCUGUAUAUGUUUCUCCUCCCCGUGGAGCACUUUGAUCAAACUUCGUGGGGUAGAAAGAAAAGGAUUUCCGCCCCUUUCGUUGCUGAAAUAUUCAACUUGUUUAUCUGGUCGUUCGCCACUUCAGAAAGCAAGAAGCUUUUAGCGGAAGUCCAGGGAAGGUACCGCGGCCGGGAGUUCACGAAGAAGACACACUUUUUUCGGUGGUACUGACCAGCCUCAUGAAUGUCCUUGUUUCCAAGUUUUUUUUUGUUUUGCCUCGAACAGUAUUCAUAAUGCCGCUUUGAUGAUAUCAUGAUUAUUUGAUGAAGGAGUAUUUUGUAGUCCCUUUUGGAGCUCUAAUUCAAUGAAAUAGAGACAGCAUUUAAUAUCAAUGUGAAAUAUUUAUGGUGCGUUUGAGCUUGUUUAUACAGAGCAAUGUGAGCGUCUGCCAAAUUUGGGUUUUUUCGAGGAGAAGGAGAAGAACAAACAGAAAAAAGGCCGUGAUGGUGGUGGAAAAAGAAAAACAUGCAUCGGUUUCCUUCUCUCUCUCUCUCUUUCCCUCGUUGGCCCAAAUUCUACUGCAGACCCGGGCAAAAAUAUGUGUUUGAAUCAAGAAUAGAUUAGACUGCAGCCCUGAUGAGACGACUGGCCCUCGCAUCUUAUCAAGGAUGCUUCAGAGUCUCCGAGACACUCAGCAAACUCCUUCGCUUUCAGUUCAGUCUCCUCAUGGGUUCAUUGCCAGAACAGGAAGAAAAAUAACAUUCCUGAACCUGAGGAGUUUGCGAAAAGUCUUGUUUUUUGUCAUGCCAAAACGGCCUCGGUGACCUUUUUAAAGUACUUUUCUGUGGAAAGCGAUGAUUUCUUCCCCCUCUGCUCGCCAUUAUUCUUGCUUCUGAGCGUGUUUUGCCUCGGCGUCGGCCUGUGUUACCUGCUGCUAUUUGUCUCAGGCCCUAAACACUCUUGUGGCUCGUGGCUGUUCAAGAACACACCAUGGCAACUGGUGUUUGAGAGCGAUUACCUUUUUUUUUUUUCCUUUUAUAAAGUUUUCCUCGGAGCCAAGGGUGCAGAGGCAUGUAGCCACGUCGUACCGAAGUGAACCCUCCGUUGUUUCGUCCUCAGCAUAUAGGCGGCGUAUAAGAGUCUAAUGUAUAGUACAAUAUCACCUUGCAUGGAACCCAAAGUGAGUGUUUUUUUCUUCCCUCCACCUUUGUAUCUCUUCACUGACGACAGGAACAGCGAGGGGAAGACGUAACCGGAUCUUUCUAACCGAAUUCUUCAGUAGCACAAAAUGGAAGUCCUUAUUUCUGAAAUCUUUCACGGGGUUCGUUUUUCCUUUCACGGCGCCCUGUACGGUUAAUUCUUGACACUUGAAUCGACGUAAUUUUUUUUCCAUUAUUAUUAUUAUUAUUAUUCCAUUAUUUAACACGUCCGUCAUUCUUCACCCCCCCCACAGUGUUUUUUCUUCUUUUUGUUCUUUUUUUUUUAAUUGUCCGCGCCUCAAUUGCACAAAUCAUCGCGUACGUGAACCAUGCUGUGUUUUAAAUUAUCGGAUCAGUAUAAAUGUACAGAAUCUUUGGGGUUUCCUCCAAAAAAACUUAUCUAACAAACAACUUCAGCAACAAAUGUGAAUAGUAUUUUUAUAAAAAGCACUGAAACGGCCGACGUGGUGAAUUUGUAAAUAAGGGAGGCGAUGCUUUGAAUUUCUAUGGUCUUCUCUCCUACUGCUGUUUUCUCCUGCUUAUAUCGACUUGUACAAAAAGAAAAAAAAAGAGCCGUACAUAUUUGCUUUAUGUAAGUGAACCUUUUUUUUGGACUAAUGGGAGUUUGAUUUAAAAAAAGUGUUUGUUGACCCCUCUCUCAUGUGAAGAAACUCUGUUCGGUGGUUCCCCCCUUUUUAGUUUUUUUCCUCCAGAGCUUUCGUGGCUGUCCUCACGUAACGUUUCAGUUUAGGUGAACACUGUAAAAAGUGGUGAUGGUGUGGGAGUGGGGGUAUAUCUCUUGUUUUUUUUCACUUCCCCCAUGUCUGCCACAUUUCAUUUGUCACCCCCCCAACGACAACAACAACAACAAGCAAACAAAACCUUCUUUACCUCCCCCUUCUUUCUGAUUCUCAUACAAACUGAAACCAGUGCUGCCAACCAACCAACCCAGUUACCUUCUCUGCGUACUUUCUACUGGAAAUAUUACUGAGCCAAGUCCGACCUCCUCUUCUUCCUCCUGGAAGGCAGAGCACAGCCUUCGACCCGUCUUUACGUUCUUCCCUGAUUUGUUUUUGCAUGCUUUGUAGAGGAGAACAUAGUGGAGAGAAGGCGUUCCCCGGAUAUAAUUCCUCCUCGCCUACGUUAGCUCCCCCUGCCAAGUGUUCCCUGUUAUUUGAAACCAUACCCAAAGCUUUAUAUCAUAGAAAUACCGUUCCUCAUGUUUGUUACAUGAAUCUGUCAAAAGUAUAUUUUUAAUUUAAUAUAAAUAAAGAUUGAUUCAGUAUA